GCUGUUUUAUCGUAUAAAACAUAAACCAAACGUCAAAUAGUAGCGUAUUCUAAUCAAAUGAAAGAAAUAUGCAAUAAUUAUAAUAUACUAAUCUUUGCCUACACUUACUGACUCCCCUCCUCCAUAAAUUAAUCAAUUCCACUUGAAUCGAUAUUUCAAUAGAUUUAGAGGUUCAAUUCUUGAUUAAUUGAAACCAUGAUCCCACUUUUAGCUAUGUGUGUGUCCCUUUUUGUGUUGAUAAUUCCUUCAAUAAUCUUUUACAAAUUAUGCUGGAUUCCUCUUCAUCUUCAACGUUUGAUGGAAUCUCAAGGAAUCAGAGGUCCUCCUUACAGAUUCUUCCAUGGCAGCACCAAGGAGAUUAUCAAGAUGGAGCAGCAAACAAAUGAUGCAGCUGCCAUGCACUUAUUAGAUCAUGAUAUAUUUCCAAUAAUUCAGCCUCACUUCAACUCUUGGAUUAAAUUAUAUGGAAACAAUUUUCUUCAUUGGAUUGGCACUGACCCUGAAAUUGUUAUUACUGAGGCUGAGUUGAUCAAAGAAAUUCUCACCAACAAACAAGCUACUUUUCCAAAAAUUACACCAAAAAGUUACUUCAUCAAAUUGUUUGGAGAUGGACUCGUUGUGGCAGAAGGUGAAAAAUGGUCUAGGCUUAGGAAAUUGUCUAAUCAUGCCUUCCACGGAGAGUGCCUCAAGGACAUGGUACCAGCAAUGGUUGCUUGUGUUGAAACCAUGCUUGAGAAAUGGAAGACUCACCAUGGCAGAGACAUCGAGGUCUGCAGCGAAUUCAAGCAUCUUAGCUCCGAAGUAAUUUCAAGAACAGCUUUUGGAAGUGGCUAUUUGGAGGGGAGAAAGAUAUUUGCUAUGUUGUCUAAGCUUGGUAUAUUGAUUUUCAGAAAUAGGCUUAACAUCAGAUUUUUCAGCCUUGGAAAAUUUAUAAGAACACAGGACGACAUCGAAGCAGACAAAACAGAGCAGUUGCUUCAUGAUUCUAUCAUGGAAAUAGUAAACAAGAGACAGUUGGAAGUUCAAAGUGGCAAGGCAGACAGUUUUGGUAGUGAUUUUCUAGGAUCACUCCUAAGAUCUCACCACGACACGAAUCCGAAAAACCAGAUAUCAGUAGCUGAAAUCAUUGAUGAAUGCAAAACAUUCUAUUUUGCUGGACAAGAAACAACUUCCAGUUUACUAACAUGGGCCACAUUUCUCCUUGCAACCCACACAAAGUGGCAAGACAGAGCCAGAGAAGAGGUGUUGCAGCUAUUUGGUCAACAAAACCCCAAUUCAGAUGGUCUUGCCAGAUUAAAGACUGUUAACAUGAUAUUAUAUGAAACACUGAGGCUAUACAGCCCUGUCACUCUUAUUUUAAGGAGAAUAGGCAGCAGAGUGAAGUUGGGAAAAUACGAGCUCCCUGCAAAUGUAAGAGUGGUUAUUCCGCCUCUAGCCCUCCACCGGAAUCCUGACAUAUGGGGGCGGGAGGCUCACCUUUUUCAACCGGAAAGAUUUGCUCAAGGGUUGGCUAAGGCAACGAAUGGCAACCCCACAGCCUUCCUGGGAUUUGGGUUUGGACCGCGAACAUGUGUAGGCCUCAACUUGGCCAUCAGUGAGGCGAAGAUAGCGCUCUCAAUGAUCCUUCAACGCUAUAAGUUCACACUGGCAUCGGACUAUGUUCACUCGCCUUUCAUACACCUCAGUGUUCGGCCUCAAUGUGGAGUUGUGAUCUUGCUUCAGCCGCUGUGAAAUAAGUUAGUUGAAUGUCAUAACUCAUCACAAUCUGAGGAAACGGACUUGUGUAGGUGUUUGCAUAAAUGAUAGCAUUAUGUUUGUGAGAAAAUGUUUCUUUUGUCUAAAGUUGGUCUGAUUGUAUAAACUUAUAAUUAAGACAAGACGAAAAAUAUAAAUGGUGAAUUAGAGAAA
This is a messenger RNA of Salvia miltiorrhiza (redroot sage), 1908 nucleotides long. RefSeq names its product cytochrome P450 CYP749A22-like. The record is from RefSeq and is a predicted model, not a curated record. The transcript is spliced from 5 exons. The coding region runs from base 196 to 1731 and encodes 511 amino acids. Lineage: Eukaryota; Viridiplantae; Streptophyta; Magnoliopsida; Lamiales; Lamiaceae. Gene Ontology annotation, molecular function: heme binding; oxidoreductase activity, acting on paired donors, with incorporation or reduction of molecular oxygen; iron ion binding.